AUGGAGAAAUUGAAGACGUUGCUGGUCGCGAAUCGAGGAGAGAUCGCAGUACGGAUAUGCAAGACAGCCCGCAAACUCGGCAUUAAGACGAUUUCGAUCUACACCGGAGCUGAUGCCGCCUCGGCUCAUGUUGGAGCUGCAGAUGAAGCUGUUCUGCUCUCUGGACCGGAUGCUAAGGGCUACAUCGAUACGCAACAGAUCAUUAAACUUGCCAAAUCCAAAGGAGCAGACGGAAUCAUCCCAGGCUAUGGAUUUCUAUCUGAGAACACCGAUUUCGCCAGACAUGUCACUGAAGCAGGGAUGGUCUUCGUUGGACCCAGUCCCAAAUGUAUCGACGAUUUCGGUAUUAAGCAUACAGCCCGUGAACUUGCUGCAAAGGCGAAUGUUCCCAUCGUGCCAGGAACUAAGGGUCUUGUCAGGUCGGAGGAUGAAGCGGUUGAGGAAGCGAAGAAACUGGGCUUCCCAGUAAUGCUCAAAGCCACCGCAGGCGGAGGCGGCAUGGGGCUGUUAGCAUGCAAGGAUGAAGACGAAGUCCGACGGUCGCUCAAGACAGUUCGGUCGCGUGGUGAGACUCUGUUCAAAAACUCGGGCGUCUUCAUGGAAAGGUUCUACCCUUCUUCGCAUCAUAUUGAAGUCCAAGUCUUCGGUAAUGGGCUUGGUGAAGCCAUACAUUUUGGGGAGCGCGAAUGCUCAAUUCAACGACGACAUCAGAAGGUGAUUGAAGAGUGCCCCAGUCCCUUCGUGGCGAAACAUCCCGAACUCCGGGAAAAGCUAGGAUCGGCUGCUGUCCGUCUGGCUGACUCAAUCAACUAUGGCUCAGCUGGUACCAUCGAGUUCCUUGUCGAUGAUGAGUCAGGGGACUUCUUCUUUCUGGAGAUGAACACAAGAUUGCAGGUGGAGCAUGGCAUCACUGAGAUGUGCUAUGGGAUUGACUUGGUAGAGCUGAUGCUGAAGCAAGCCGAUGCCGAGCUUUCUGGGAAGGGCGGGCUCGAUGGUGAAUAUCUCCGCCGUCUCCAACCCAAAAGUCCUCCUUCAGGAGCAGCGAUUGAGGUACGGCUUUACGCCGAGAAUCCUGCAAAGGACUUUGCGCCAUCACCAGGCACACUGCAACAUGUCUCUUGGAAAGAGAUUCGCGGAUCUCGGAUUGACGGCUGGAUCCAUACAGGGACGAAGGUCACUUCAUUUUACGAUCCUUUACUGGCUAAAGUCAUGGUUCAUGCAUCAGACCGCCCCGAAGCGCUCCGAUUGAUGUCUGAAAUGCUGGAAGGCUCCCAGAUAUUCGGACCGCCCACAAACAUGGAGUUCUUGGAGGCCAUCUUGCAAGACAGCACAUUCAAAUCCGGCAAUACGAUGACUAAAUUCCUAGAGACUUUCAAGUUUCAACCUUCAGCGAUAGACGUCCUACAAGGUGGAGCGUACACCUUGAUAGAGGACUGGCCAGGUCGUCCCACCAUUGGAAGAGGCUUCUCGCACUCUGGGCCCAUGGAUCCUCUGGCGUUCCGAAUAGCUAAUGCUCUCGUGGGCAAUCCUCCCGGUAAGGAAGGAAUUGAGAUCACCUUGAGUGGGCCAGAUCUCAAGUUCCUUGGGCCAGCCAUUGUAGCCGUUUGUGGAGCUCCAAUGGAGGUCAAGCUUGAUGGCAAAGAUGCACCCAUGUGGACACGGCUGAAGAUUGGAGCUGGUCAGCGAUUGACCAUCGGCAGGACGACAGGAGGGGGAUGCAGAUCGUACUUGGCGAUAUAUGGAGGUCUCCCAAGUAUUGCGACGUGGUUCGGGUCAAAGGCAACUGCGCCCAUGACUGCUGUCGGCGGCUAUCAGGGAAGAGCCCUUGCAGCUGGGGAUCUUUUGGCAAUUACAGCUGAUCUGCCCGACGUCAGCGGCGAGCUCAGGUUACCAGACGACCUGAUACCGUCCUACCCAGAAGAGUGGGAUCUUUUUGCGAUGCCUGGCCCCUACGACGAAGGUUUCGUCACCAACGAAUCCAUUGAGGAAUUCUACGACAGCACCUGGACGAUUUCUCAUAACGCCGCUCGAGGAGGCAUACGACUUAUCGGCCCGAAACCAAAAUGGGCACGCCCCGAUGGAGGAGAAGGCGGCGCCCACCCUUCAAAUGUCAUCGAAUAUGGCUAUCCAGUGGGCACCGUGAAUUGGACAGGGGACGAUCCGUGCCUCUUCCCCAUCGACGCGCCCGAUUUUGGCGGAUUCGUGUCGGCGACGACAAUAGUAAAGGCCGACUAUUGGAGACUAGGCCAAAUGAAGGCCGGCAACAAGUUGAGGUUCAAGAGGGUUUCGUACCAAGACGCAAUUGCUAAGCGCAAGGAAGUCGAAGAGUUCCUAGGCUCGAUUGACGACUGUUGCAAUGGAAAGAGCAGCUUCGAAAAUGUUUCGCCGUUGAAGUACGAGGUUUUCCCACCGUCCGUGGAGAACAAAGGGUGGGAGGCUGCAAUCAUCCACCAAAUCCAAGAACAGGGCAACCAACCGCUCGUCUCGUACCGUCAGGGUGGUGACGACUUCAUCUUGAUCGACUACGGCUACGGCUCCUUUGACCUCAACUACCGGUGCCGUGCAGUCGCGCUGUAUGGAAAGCUCAGAGAGUCCGCGGGAGAGAUAUCGUUCUCCAAUGGCGCGAUGCAUACGGGAAUGGCUUGCGGAAAUUCUCUGAUGCUCUACUAUGACUCCACAAAGGUCCCGCGCCAGAAGAUGAUGGAUUAUCUUCUCAAGCUUGAGAAUGAACUCGGCGAUCUCAGUGAAGCCAAGUUUCCCAGCCGCAAGUACAAACUUCCCAUCACGUUCGAGAGUAAGAGGCAGAAGGAAAGCUUGCAGAGGUAUAUGGAGACGCAAAGACCGUAUGCGUCGUAUCUACCUGAUCCAAUGGAGUUCGUGGCAAAGAACAAUGCAUUCACGAUGCAACAGCUUCGAGACAUAUAUACGAAAUCCUCAUUGAUGGUGGUAGCCGUGGGGUUCUUUGUGGCCCUUCCAAUCGCCCUACCGAUUGAUCCUCGCCAGCGCAUUCAGUGUCCAAAAAUGAACCCUUCCCGCGUCCACACUCCAGAAGGGCAGGUCGGCUGGGGAGGGUCAUGCAUGGCACUAUACAACGUCGAGUCACCCGGUGGGUACAUGAUGACGGGACUCUCCAUCCCUGGAGCCGACAUCUUGGGCUUCAAGAAAGGUUACAGCUCAGAGAAGCCCUGGUUGUUCGAAGACUUUGAUCAGAUCACUUUCUACGAGGUGACCGAGGACGAGUAUGAAGGCAUGAUGGCGACUUUCCGAAGUGGUCGGUACGAGUAUGAAUAUGAGGACACCGAAUUCGACAUGAAAGAGCACAACAAGCUCCUGAGAGACACGAAGGACGAAGUGGCGCAAAUCCGCGCCAAACAGCGAGAAGCGCAGGCAGAAAUGGACAAGCUGGAGAGGGAACUUCUGGAAAAAUGGAACAAAGAGAAGGAAGCAGGGAAAAUCAGCAUGGAUACAGUGGAGGAGCUGCUGCACGAUCCGGACAUCAUACCCGUGGAAGCGCCCUUGAACGCCAACGUGUGGAAAGUCGAGGUCAAGGAAGGCGACAGCGUCAAGCUGGAGCAAGUUGUUUCGAUCCUGGAGGCGAUGAAGCUCGAGAUCCCCGUCAAGGCGGAACAGAGCAUGGAAGGCGCUACGGUGGAGAAAUUGCUGGUCAAGCCUAACGACGUGGUGCAGGCUGGGAGACCACUUAUGCUUCUUCAACGUGCUACCCAGGGAUGA
Cladophialophora psammophila CBS 110553 is the source of this 3732-nucleotide messenger RNA. Its product is annotated as urea carboxylase. The record is from RefSeq and is a predicted model, not a curated record. Gene Ontology annotation, molecular function: ATP binding; metal ion binding. The coding region runs from base 1 to 3732 and encodes 1243 amino acids. The transcript has 4 exons. Lineage: Eukaryota; Fungi; Ascomycota; Eurotiomycetes; Chaetothyriales; Herpotrichiellaceae.